AUGCGCUGGCUGAGUCGAGCUCGCGAAUUCCGCAUUCGGCCGUGGACCGUCAGUGAGGCGCGCGUUAGCUCCGUUUGUCUAAAUAAUACGCAACCUACACCAACACUGACACCAUUGAACCGACUUACGAAUAUCAAUCAUCAUUACCGAAAUAUGAUAGGUGAAGAGGAACGUGUACACCAGUGUGGGGAAUGCGGGCUGACCCUUUCCACUCGUAGCGCGCUCACUGCUCACGCCCGCUCGCACCGAGUAGCUGCCGAUGCCCACCGCUGUGAUGUCUGCCACAAAACUUUCGCCGUGCCGGCGCGUCUCGUCCGCCACUACCGGACCCACACAGGUGAACGCCCCUUCGAGUGUGAAUACUGCCACAAGAUGUUCAGUGUUAAGGAGAACUUGCAAGUGCACCGACGGAUCCACACUAAGGAGCGCCCGUACCGAUGCGGCGUUUGCGGCGCCGCCUUCGAGCACUCGGGGAAACUGCACCGUCACGCUCGCAUCCACACCGGCGAGAGGCCGCACGCGUGCCCGCAUUGCCACAAGGACCUUCAUACAAUCCGGACAGCUGGCGAGCGGCCCUACACCUGCGAUAUUUGCCUCCGCGACUUCGGAUAUAACCAUGUGCUGAAACUGCACCGGUUCCAGCAUUACGGAGAGCGUUGCUACCGCUGCACGGUGUGCGAUGGCACCUUUAACACUAAGAAGCAAAUGGAAGCCCACAUAUACAAGGAGCACGGUGCUGAGACGCCACGGGGGGCGUCCUCGGUUUCCAUGGCGCCGAUGGUUGGAAACAGCAACGCCAUGUGUGACGUUGAAGCGGCCUUGCAGCAGUUGCCGCCGACGCCCCCAAGCUCGCCCCCAUCACCGCCGUGUGCCAACGCGCCGAAGAUAACCGUCGCACCGCCGUGUCCGAUCCCCAGCGCCGCGCCCACUCCCACCCCAUCCCCUUCGCCACCUACGACCAGUCUACAUUUAACUAUCGCUCCUUCCUCGCUCCCUCCUAGAAAACGAAAGUUCAUUCCUUACCCUGAAUCAGUGCCAGCGCCCGUGCCCGUAGUACGCCAUACUUCUGUUAUACAAUUCGCUCCUCCCGCCGCCGCUGAUCUGUCG
Iphiclides podalirius (scarce swallowtail) is the source of this 1107-nucleotide messenger RNA. The record is from the annotation of a GenBank genome assembly. NCBI's taxonomy places the organism in Eukaryota, Metazoa, Arthropoda, Insecta, Lepidoptera, Papilionidae.